This is a messenger RNA of Racocetra persica, 468 nucleotides long. Lineage: Eukaryota; Fungi; Glomeromycota; Glomeromycetes; Diversisporales; Gigasporaceae. The record is from the annotation of a GenBank genome assembly.
AUGAUGAUUUAUCAACAAUUCCAAGAUUCGCAAUUCUUUGAACCAAUCUUAAUGAACCAUCAUCCCAAACCAACUCUUCUCUAUUGUACUCCUCCUCAUUCUCCAGUACCGAUGUCCAGCAAUUUAGGUCACCCAAACCGUUCAUGUGUGUCUUGUAAAAAAAGAAAAGUCAAAUGCGAUAGAAAGACUCCAUCAUGUGCAGCGUGUGUGAAAUCCAAACAUCGAUGUUAUUACACAUCUGAAGAUGAAGCCAUACGACAACAACACUGGAUCCAAACUCAAAGAAUGAAUUCUCAACCUGCUGUUGUGAAGAAUGAAUAUGACUUGGGAUCUACGAAUGGAUCUUCUUUUAACGACGACUCCUUCCUUAGUUUAAAUGUCGGCAAUCCUACUACACCAAUGACUUUAAUUUCCACUGGAUUACGUGCGAUAGAUGAUGCUUUGCAUUACUUGUCUUAUACUUGUUAA